Molecule: messenger RNA, 1957 nt
Organism: Urocitellus parryii (Arctic ground squirrel)
Lineage: Eukaryota; Metazoa; Chordata; Mammalia; Rodentia; Sciuridae
Gene: C4bpb
Product: complement component 4 binding protein beta
Source: RefSeq, a predicted model, not a curated record
UGCACCACCACACCCAGCCCUGCAUUGAUUUUAUUCAUUUAGCAGACAAUUCUGCUUUGCAAUAUGGGGUACAAAGGUAUACAAUACAAAUGAGGCACAAACCCUUUUCUAGAAUGGUUAACAGUUUAGUGUUGAAGUGUAGAUGAAGGAAAAAACCUCUACCCUCUUAAACUCAGUAGCUGUGAACUGAGAAUUAAACUGAAAAAAGACUGAUUAGCAGAAAGAAAAGAAUAAGAAUUUACGCAACUCAAAUAUGUGUGGGAGAGCUAAGUAGCUCAAAGGAGUGGUUAGAAUUGGGGGUUUAUAUGUCAUUUUAAUAGGUAAAGUGGUGGAAGAGAAAAGUACUUACAGGAAAAGUAAUUACAGAUAACCUUUUGUAAUGAUAAAUGGGUUUUCAGGAGAACAAACAAGAGAUAAGAAAUUUUGUAAUAAUGUUUGUCCAUGUAGGUAUGAGUGGUCUGUAUACUUCAAGGCCAUAAAACUCCCUUGGAGAAGAAUUUGGGAUAGACUUUAUUUGCAUUCUCUCUUCUGGGAGUAGAUCUACAUUUAGGAGGAAUUUAUGUCUACCUCAUUUUCCAGAAGUUGCUGCUUUUAGUGGGAUAAGGGGAAACUCCAAGAAAGGUUAAUUUCCCUUGCAUAUGUUGAAUCUGAAACAUCUUCAGCUUAAAACAACUUUAUACUGAAGUGGCAUAUUUGGGAGUGGCAAUUCUAAACUCCUUCAAGAGAAGAAUAUAAACAGAUCAUUACAGAGUAAUAAUAAUGUAUGGAGAAUAACAUUCAAGACGUUACUGUGUCCUUAGAUGCUUUAUAUUUAUUAUUUUAUUAAAACCUAAAAUUUGGUAGAAUUUCAUAGGAAUUUUAUCCCAAUUUUACAAUUAGAGCACAGAGAACCAACUAAGUAUCACAAUAGUUGUGAACAAGAUGCUAAAGAAUCACAAAGCAAUGUAAUGUGCUUUUCUUUCCUAAAGAAAGAAACCAAAACAUUCCUCUCACCUCUCUUCAUUCAUUUGGUUAACUGAUCUCAGGCCAUAUCCUGCCCCAGGAAGAGCCACAGAGUGGAAAUAGUCCUGAAAAAGGAGGCAAAAGGUGUCAAUGCAGGACUUAGGAGCUCUCAGAUUUGGAAUCAGGACUGUCGUGGAGGGAUAGAGACAGGGGAUAUAUAUACGUACAUAUUUGUCGAGUAAUUGAUCACCAGAUGUUUUAUCGGCUCGUGUGCUGUCUUGUACCAGUCAUGUGGUUGAUUUCUGCCUUAGAUGAGAGCUGUCUAGAACUUCCCCCAGUGAACAACAGCAUAUUUAUUGUAAAGGAGGUGGAAGGACAGACGCUGGGGACUUACGUUUGUAUCAAGGGCUACCACCUGGUAGGAAAGAAAACCUUUCUUUGCAAUGCCUCCGAGGGAUGGAAUGAUUUCACCACUGAGUGUCGCUUGGGCCACUGUCCUGACCCUGUGCUGGUGAAUGGUGAAAUUCAGUUCUUCAAGCCUGUGAAUAUAAGUGACAAAAUUACAUUUAAGUGCAAUGACCACUACGUCCUCCAGGGCAGCAGUUGGAGCCAGUGCUUAGAGAACCACACCUGGUCACCUCCCUUUCCCAUCUGCAAGAGUAGAGACAGUGGCUCUCAUGGAGAUACACCUCACGGAUAUUGUGAAGGAGGAAAUUCUGACUCGGGGUCUACCAGUUCUUCCUGUGGUGAGAGGAACCUCCCAGAGGGCCCACAGAAGCAGCUGGUCAUUGAGGGGGACCUGGAAAGUGUACUUACCCAUGAGAGGAUCUACAAACCAUGUUUACAGACUGGGUUUGAGAAGGCAUUGGAGAAAAAUAACCCUUGCAGUGCCAUAGAGAAAUUUAUGAAAAGAUUGAAGGAAAGUGGUUCAACAAUAGAAGAAUUAAAAUCUUCUCUGGAGAUGAAAAAAGCUGAGUUGGAGGCAAAACUAUUGUCGUAAUGCAAUAGCUGAGUA